GUUCCCUGUGCGAACAACUCGCCGAACUCGAGGCUCCUUCCCGAAUCCUAACCCCUUCCCCAAGCCUAGGCCCAGGGUAGGGUAGGGUUUCCGUCGCCGCCGGCCGUCACACCUCCGCGCCCGCAGCAAUGGCGGUGGCGGUGAUGCCCACCCUGGGACGCUGGGUCCUUAUCGGCGGCACCGGUUUAGCUGGCACCCUCAUCCUCAAAGACGGCCGCGGCGCCCGCUUCGUCGACCUCCUCAAGGAGUUCCAGGAGUUCAUGGAAGUGAAAGGAGCAGAAGGCAGCACCGUUGCCGCCGACAAGCUUGCGCUCGCGCGGGUGGAGAUGGAUAUGCUGGUUAGGGAGAUUCGGCAAUUGAGAAUCCCUCCCUCUAUUAUUCGUUAUGAAUCUGGCAACAAAGUUUUGUCAGCUUUGAUUGUACCUGCUGCAGCUGCUGGGGUGGCUGGCUAUGCUUACAUGUGGUGGAGAGGUAUCACCUUCUCUAGCUUAAUGUACGUCACUAAGCAAAACAUGGCUAACGCUGUUUCAAGCAUGACAAAGCAUCUGGAACAAGUCCAGACCUCUCUUGCUGCUGCUAAAAGGCACCUAACACAGCGCAUCCAAAGGGUAGAUGAUAAAUUGGAUCAGCAAAAGGAGAUUUCUGGACAAAUAAGGGAUGAGGUUACAGGCGCGAGAGAGAAACUCCAGGAAAUUGGUGAAGAAUUUCAAACUCUCAAGAAGUUGGCUUUCCAUAUGGAUGUGAAGUUGGAUUCUAUUCAAGACAAACAGAAUUGGCAAAAUGAUGGAGUGGACUAUCUCCUCAAAUUCAUCGAAUCAAAUGGCAAAAGGACGCCAGAUCACCUGCAAGGCUUGAAGCGACUACAGGAAGGCUUGAAGGGGCCGGUGGUUACAAGAUCUUUCAAGCAACCGGAGCUCCCGGGGCUGGAGUUUGGUCUGCGGCUGUUGGCGCUGGACGAAUCUGGGAAAGGAGCUGGGAAAGGAGCAGGACUGGCGCUGCCACCGCCGGUCAAGGCAGUGUUCUGAUUCUUCUGUGGUCGGAUAGGGAUUGGCAGGCAUUGAGAUUUCAUCCCGAAAUUUGUAUAGGAGAAUUUAUAACAUAAAACUAUGGGAGUUGCGCUGAAGAAAAUACGUAUUAGCCAUCUGUGCGUGUUUUCAGAUCAGCUGUCUGCGUUUCGUGAACCUAGAAUGUGUUGUUACUUAAUUGGAGUUGUUCAGGAAUCGAACGAGGUCCUAACUUUUACUUGCCUACUGCUUCGUUGUUU
Molecule: messenger RNA, 1264 nt
Organism: Lolium perenne
Lineage: Eukaryota; Viridiplantae; Streptophyta; Magnoliopsida; Poales; Poaceae
Source: RefSeq, a predicted model, not a curated record